Cucurbita maxima (winter squash) is the source of this 1185-nucleotide messenger RNA. RefSeq lists its product as uncharacterized. The record is from RefSeq and is a predicted model, not a curated record. NCBI's taxonomy places the organism in Eukaryota, Viridiplantae, Streptophyta, Magnoliopsida, Cucurbitales, Cucurbitaceae. The coding region runs from base 411 to 749 and encodes 112 amino acids. The transcript has 2 exons.
UUGCCUGAGACAGAUCCAAUCUAAACCCUACAUUUCCAUUUUGUAACGAUCCCAGGCGCAAAAAUCUUUUUGCCGACAUCUCGCAUCAUGGAUUCCAUUCAAACAAACUUCAAGUCUCCGGACAUUUAUGGAUUCAAGAGUUUCAUGCUCUUCAUAUAAGGUGCGUAAUUCCGUCGGUUGCGUGCGCGAAUUGAACGAGGCCCCCUAAUCCAUCUUCCAUUUUUCUCCCAUCACCCCAGGUCAAAUGAAUCCAUCUUCACCAACUUGAAGAACUUUGAUUCUCUCAACCUAUUUGUCUCAAUUAGGUUUUCAACUCCGAUCGUCUGGAGUCUAUAUUCUGACCCGGAUUUGAAAUUCUUCAACUGGAUUUCGUAAUCAAUUUCUGAUUUUCGCAUUUCGCCUCGGAAUUUAUGAAUUUCAGAAGUUUGGAUGAGUUCUGGGUUUUCUAUAUGAACCAGCACUCAAAACCCUCGACGAGACGAUGGCACUUUAUUGGAACUCUCUCUUCUAUCUUCUUCUUUCUUUGCUCUUUACUGUUUAGCUGGUGGUUCCUGUUCUUUGUGCCUUUGACUGGAUAUGGAUUCGCGUGGUACAGCCAUUUCUUCGUCGAGGAAAAUGUUCCUGCUUCCUUCGGUCAUCCAUUUUGGUCUCUUCUUUGUGAUUUCAAGAUGUUUGGAUUGAUGCUUACUGGGAAUAUGGACAGGGAAAUCAAGAGGCUGGGGAAAAGACCUGUGUUGCAGGCGUUCUAAUUCUAAUAAUUUGAUGUGAUAAGGAUUACCAAAGUUGUUUUUGCUUUCCUGUUGGAGAAUCAGCUCAUUCCAGCAUCUUUUUCUCUCCACAUGUACUAUCCUUCCUCACACAAGAUUGUUCCAGCUACAAGUUUUAAUAUCAAUGUUGUAUGUUUCUUGUGCUGCUUUGGAUGGAUGGUUUGAAGCCAUUUUGUUUCCCACAAGAUUAGAAUUCUCUACAGAUCAAUCAAUUCUCAUCCUCAGGUUGGGCUGCUUAGUUUGGAAAGAACUCAUUUGAAGGCCAGGCCACUGAUGCUCGGUUAUGCAAUUUACUUCCAAAUUUGAUUCUCUAACUUGGCUUACAAUCUGCAGUCAUGUAUCUAUAUGGUGUUCUGUAAACUGUUUAUGUUUAUCUUGUACAAUGAAGUUCAUCAACAAAGUUACACUUUUUCCAAUA